AUGGCGGCCCUCUCGACCACCUACGCCACCGCCAGGCACUCUAGCUGCCGCUGCACUGGGGCCGACCUCAACCUGCCGCCGCCGCCCGUCACCGCGCUGGCCCAGGCCCGCACAGACGUGUCCGUAAUCCCCACCAGCGCCGGCAACCAGCUGGCCGUGCACCGGCCGCUGCGCCUGGAUGAGCGCAUGGUGGCGCUGGCGGCGGCCAUCAGCAUCGACUAUGACUUCUUCUCCCGCCACUCCUACGGCGGCGGCGUGUUAACCCCCUUCUUCGGGCCGCCAGUCAUGCCCUACCCGGGGCCCGUGGGCGGGGAGGCGGCAAAGGCGGGCGGCCCAGCGGAGGGAGCGAAGGGCGCGGCAGGCGGCGCCGCUCCCACGGACUCCGGGGCCCCAGGCGGGGAGAAGCCUCUCGAGCGGGACUUGGGCAGCAACAACGGCGGCUGGUUUGGCGGCUCUGGCAAGCAGGAGGAGGACGAGGGGGAAGGGGACUGGGGCAGCAGCGGGGGAGGUGGCGACGAUGCUGGCGGGGAUGGAGGAGGGUGGGGGUAG
Chlorella variabilis is the source of this 549-nucleotide messenger RNA. RefSeq lists its product as hypothetical. Lineage: Eukaryota; Viridiplantae; Chlorophyta; Trebouxiophyceae; Chlorellales; Chlorellaceae. The transcript has 4 exons. The record is from RefSeq and is a predicted model, not a curated record. Bases 1 to 549 code for a protein of 182 amino acids.